Molecule: messenger RNA, 4190 nt
Organism: Aethina tumida (small hive beetle)
Lineage: Eukaryota; Metazoa; Arthropoda; Insecta; Coleoptera; Nitidulidae
Product: RRP12-like protein
Exons: 15
Coding region: 86-4018 (1310 amino acids)
Source: RefSeq, a predicted model, not a curated record
AAUUUUGUGACAGUUGACGUUUACCUAACCUCAAACCCGCAAUAACAAACACGUGCGUUUCGAAACCGAAAAUAAAACACACAAAAUGGCAAAGUUCCGAAGCAAAUUGAAAGGCCAAACGAAAGGGAAACGUUGGCCGAAAGGACAGAGUUCCGUGUCAAAUCCCGAAACACGCAAACACAGAGAUCUGGCCAAGAACCGCUUCUUCCAAGAAAAUUUGGGUCCCAACUCUUUGACGUCCGAUGCUUUGAGGAAACACGACGCGGUACAAUCGUUUCUGCCGAAAAAUGAGGCGCAAAUGGAGGAGGAUGUUGAGUCUUCGGUGGCGAGUGGCAGCUCUUACAGAACCAUGCAGACGUUCGCUUCGGAGUGGUCCGAGUGCAGUAACAUGUCCUUUAAUAGGUUCUUGAAGGUUUUCAGGUCGGACUCGGCGUUGCAUAAAGAAAUGUUGGCCGUUUUGGCUGCUAUAACUGAUGUUAUUAAGGAAAACGGAGGGACUGAAAGCUCCACUGAAUACUUUUGUGCCUUGCUGACGACACUGGAACAGGUCUACAAUGUGGAGGACAAAAAUGAAAGUCAAGUAACGGCAGUCUUGUCACUGAUAAGUAUGGGCAUUAAGACAGUACCGGAAGGUGUACUGAGGAAAAACUUUGAGGAUGUCACAGUGAAAAUGUUGCACAUUCUCAAUGACUAUGUAAAUUCAGAUAAUAAUCAAAUUAUUAAGGCUGUGUUUAAUAUCCUGUCUGUUUUACUAAAAACACAAGAAUUGGCUGCUUGGUCCCAUGGAUCAACAAAUAAUAUAUUCAAGGCUUUAGUUAACCCAUUUUCCAUCCAUUCAAAGCCAAAGUGGAGGAAAGCAGCCCAACAGUCUAUAAUAAACACACUGUGCUCAGAUAGCUUCAAAAAUAGCACAAAUGUAGCGGCAAAUUCAGUUGCUGAAUUCUGUGAGGACACCCUGAACACAUGUAUUGGGAGCACAGCAGGAACAGUGUCUGUUGCCAGCCUACAAACUGGCCAAACCACUAUUUUACAUGUGCUGGGUUUGAUGAAGGACUGCAUCUCAUUCUUCAGUGUCAACCACAUCAAAAAAUGUUGUGAGUGCAUACUGAGGCUUUUGACGUUAAAUUAUCCGAUUGUGACUUCGUGUGGCCUCCAAGUCAUCCAUAAUUUAUUCUCCAGUCAAUCAGCAGUCGUACCUGGACAACUCAACGCCCAAAUCAUUACUGCUCUCUAUGAGUAUCAACCUGCAGCAACUGACGUUCAACCAACACUAGCCUGGUUGGCUGUCAUGCAACAGGCUCAUGUCCACCUAUCUGACGUUGAUAUUUCUUUGUCAACGAUGGCGCUACCGAAGAUAUUCAGUACAGUCACACAACUGUGGCUUUCAGAGAAGGCUGAAGUCAUAACUUCCGCCACACACGCCCUAGAAGUGCUGUUAAAAGACGCAGUAGCUCCAGUUUGCCAGAACCCAGACUUGGUCUCACAGCACAAAUCCAAAUUGGAGAAGUGCUUCAACACAAUUCAAUUGGGGCUUGGUUAUCAAUUCAACAGUGCCUGGCACCAAGUUUUGCACGUAAUCAGCGUAAUGUUUGAGGCUGCAGGUGCAAAUUGUAGCGACUUAAUGCUGGGCACCCUAAAAUCGCUGACGGAACUCAGAGACUCGUACAAGUUCAGCUACAACAACGAACUGGAACACGCCGUCGGAUCAGCCAUCAGAGCUUUGGGACCUGAAACUGUUCUCAGUGUCAUCACCUUAAAAAAAGAAAAUGGGGACCUGAACAUCGACAGGUCGUGGCUGUUGCCGGUGCUCAAGGAGAACAUCAAGACGGCCACCUUAGAGUACUUCAUUAAGGGUAUUUUGCCCCUGGCCCUGUUCUGUCAGAGGCGUUCGGCCGAGUUGGCUCAGAAGAACGACGGAAUCGGAGCCCACAGUUCCGAAUUGCUGUACUUGCAGCUUUGGAACUUACUGCCCUGCUUUUGUACUCGUCCUACUGAUAUUAAAACUGAAUUCAAAUCCAUUGCCAAAGUUUUGGGGACGGCCAUUUCAGACAAGAAGGAACUGAGGCUGGCAGUAAUGGCAGCUUUAAGGAAGCUGAUCAUGAGCGCCAAAGCCAACGAAUCCGCCGAGGACUUGGCCGAAAUAGCCAGAUUCGACAAAAACUACUUGCCCAUCUUGUUCAACGUCUACACCACAAAGCCGAUUGGAAGCGACGAAGAGGGACAACGGUUGGCCGCGUUGGACACCAUUAAGGUGUACUUGUCGGUGGCGAGACCGGAGCUGACCCAGAGCCUCUUCACGACGGCCCUCCAACGUCUGAACAGCUCGUCCGAAGACCCCGAAGACUCGUUCAUCAAGGAGAGCAUCCUGGACUUGAUCCGGGCUUUGGUCCCCUAUCAAAACGCCGACAACAUCAACCUGCUCUACGAGCAGUGCGUCAAACACCUACCCGAAAUCACCAACAACAAGGAACAGAAAAAGGCCUACAGGAUUUUGGAGGAGAUUUGCGGCAGCGACUCCGAAGGUUGCAAGGAGUUCGUCAAGUCGCACCGCAAGGACGUGCAAAAGCUCCUAAUCAAAUCGCUAAACAGCGCCGCCGUUUCGAGCAAAGGCAGCCGACUGAGGUGUCUCAACUACUUGCUGAAGGCCCAGCCUCAACUGGACCACGAGAGCAAACUAAUCCGCUCCGUUGUCCCCGAGGCUGUCUUGUGUUGCAAAGACAUAAACGAGAAGUGCAGGUCGAUGGCUUACUCACUCUUGAACACUGUAGGCGAAAUACUGAUGAGCCACGACCAGUUGAACCAGUUCUUGGCGCUGCUGGUUGCGGGGCUGGCCGGGCCUGCGCAGCUCAUGAGUUGCACCGUUUUGGCUUUGGCGUCGGUGCUGCAUCAGUUUUCUGGCGCCUUGGGCCAGGAAAACAUCAAGACUUUGUUGGAGAACGUCUGCUUACUCUCAACGUCCCCAACUAGGGAAGUGGUGGCUUCAUCUCUUAGUUUUAUCAAGGUGUACACCAAAUGCUUGCCCAGUCCGGUGGUGGCUGCUUCUCUACCCACGAUUAUGAAAGCGCUGGUGGAAAUGACGGAGGACUGCAAAAGGCACUUCAGAUUGAAAGUGCGCGACAUCCUGGACCGACUGAUCCGCAAGUACGGUUGCGAUUCCUUGACGCCGCACGUCCCGCCUUCGGACGCCGUUAUGUACAAGCGGCUCAGGAAUCUCAGGAAGUUGAACGCACGUAAGAAGAAGAUGAAGGAGGAACAGAAGGACGAGGAUGGCAGCGACGACGACGAGGAGUUCAUGGUCAAGGGCAAGCUCAACAACGUGGACGACAUUCUGGCCGACUCGGACUCCGAAUUUGAAGACAUGGACGUGGAUCAACCCAAACAGAAGGCGAAGAGCAAGAAGGUUAACACUUGGAUCGAGGAAGAUCCGGAGUCCAUCGUCGACUUUACCGAUCCAAAUGUCACUAGUAAAAUCACAGCUACAAAGCCAGGCCAAGAAAUUAAACCGACGGUUGAAAAGAAGGUGGAAAAAGACAGAGGUUUCAAAACUGCUUCAGAUGGUAGACUUAUCAUUAAAGACGAUAGUUCAGAUGACAGUGACACAGGAAAGAAGGACAAAUUUAAUUUUGAUGACUCAGAUUCAGAUGAUAACCAAAGUAUAGCUGAAACUUUGAUGCUAUCCAAUAAGAAACGCAAAAGGGGCACAGAAAGUGUCAAAAGUGGAUUCAGUACGGCAUCAUCACAACCACUUAACAAGUAUAAACAUGGUGGCGUUGGAAUUCACAGAUCUUUGGAUUCAGGAUCAGUUGCAGGAAGUGAGUACAGAUCUAAAAAAGCUUCUGGUGAUGUAAAGAAAAAGGGCAAAGUUGAUCCUUAUGCGUAUUUGCCUUUAAAAAGAACAGCACUAAACAAAAGACUGAAGAGAAAAUCUGGAGGGCAAUUUAAGAGCAUCAUCAAGGGCGCCAAAGCAGGAGCUUUGAAAGGUGCAAAGGCGAAGAAACAUAUGAAAUUGAAUAAAUAAAGAUUAUUUAUUUAUUUAUGUUGUUAUAUAUUUGAAAAUAAGAUUAAAUUGAAGUUUAAUUAUUAAAAUGAAAUUUCUAGUAAUACAUUUAAGUAUAUUUAAUUUGUAUAAAUAAAACUCGAUAGUUUUAAUUCUUUUGUUACAAAUAAAAUUGAAUAAAUAUAAAAUCAAA